UAAGGUUACACUUAAAAAAUGUCAUAACAGUUUGUUAUUAAAAACAAUGUCAUUCGUAGAUAAAUUAAACUAUUACAGCAAAAGAAAAUCUUUUAAAUAUGGUAUACCCUUUCUCAUCAUGAUGGUGGCCGGGUCCUUUGGACUGCAGCAGUUCUCAAACCUCAGGUAUCAGUACGCUAAGAAGCAGCCGGUUACGCCGGAGGAGAUGAAAAAGUACGGCGUGAACAUGAAAAACCGGCAGGAGGUGACUCUGGAAUCGGAAUAUGACAAAGUCAAAUCCGUGGACAUAGAUCAUUGGGAAAACAAACGAGGUCCACGUCCCUGGGAAGAAGAAGAUCAGUCGGCGACGGCAAAGCAUUAAAAAUUAUGUUUUCCAAGCAAAACAUUUUAUAAAAGCAGACUGUUGGUUGUACAUAGUAAUACAUUAAUAAAUAUAAUCGUUUGUUUA
Messenger RNA from Drosophila ficusphila, 448 nucleotides. It is a transcript of the gene l(3)neo43, whose product is annotated as cytochrome c oxidase assembly protein COX16 homolog, mitochondrial. NCBI's taxonomy places the organism in Eukaryota, Metazoa, Arthropoda, Insecta, Diptera, Drosophilidae. The record is from RefSeq and is a predicted model, not a curated record. Gene Ontology annotation, cellular component: mitochondrial inner membrane. Bases 47 to 361 code for a protein of 104 amino acids. The transcript has 2 exons. Gene Ontology annotation, biological process: mitochondrial respiratory chain complex IV assembly.